Dermochelys coriacea (leatherback sea turtle) is the source of this 3367-nucleotide messenger RNA. RefSeq lists its product as uncharacterized. The coding region runs from base 594 to 2162 and encodes 522 amino acids. The record is from RefSeq and is a predicted model, not a curated record. NCBI's taxonomy places the organism in Eukaryota, Metazoa, Chordata, Testudines, Dermochelyidae. The transcript has 5 exons.
UGCCAGAGAUGGACCUGUGGGAGCAGCUUUCGGGGGUCCUGGCAUCCUCCCUCUGGCAGGUGAUGGCCAGAGGGCACUGCCAGGGGGAUGCCGGCAUCCUGGCCCUCUCUGGUCCCCAGGAGGCAGUGCUGGCCGCCAAGGUGGCCAUCAGUGAGCUGCUGAUCCUGAUGGGCAGGGCAGUGCCCUCGGUGGGCUGGUUCUUCCAGCCAUGCCCAGGGCUCAGCCUGUUCCUCGCGGAGGGAGACGGCACCAGGCUCCGGGUGGGUGCUGUGGUGAGGCUUGGUGGCAAGUCCAGCCCAGACGGCGGGGCCAGUGUGGUGACCCGGAGGGUGCUGAGCCAGCAAGGGGCUCCUCACACCUGCCUGGAGGUCUGCUCCCCGCCGGGGGCCGUAGGACUGGCAGCCGGGGUUGUGCUGCUGACCCUGGAGGCCAUGGCCCGGGCGCAAGUCGCCUCCAGACUCGGAAGGUGUGUGGCUGGUGGAGGCUGUGGCUGAGGCCAUUGACACCUUUGCCCAGGGCCGCUCCGCCGCCUCCCUGAGCAGUGUUUCCAUGGUGGCUGCUGACGGGGCCCUGGUGGCCAUCUUCCAUGGGGCAUGUGCCAAGCGGUGGCCGCUUGGCAAGAGCCGGCAGGAGCUGCUGGGAAUGUCCUCCGGGCCCAGGAGAGAGUCAGCGCCCAGGUGGUCAGCGGAUCCCUCGCUAGCCAGAAGGUCAUACGCCAGAUGGUGCGAAACUGCCUCUGUUCUGUGUACGGCACAUUCCUGGAGUCCGUAUCCUUCCUGCUGCUGGGGGCUGGUCAGACCCUGCCGGCCAUGCUGGAGGAAAUCAGCUGCUUCCUGGAGCACCAGCCCAACACUUGGAUGAAACUGGUGCAAAUUAUCUGCCCGCUGGGACUGCCAGCUCCUCGACUGGUGGCUGAAGAUCCCAACACCCCAGCUGAGGCCUUGGGGUUCUGCUGGCCAGAGCACCCCCUCUUCCUCUGCUAUGUGGAUGAGAGCCCGGCUGUGUGGCGGGAGUUCAAGGGACACCUGGAGGAGGCCGGCUAUGGAUUCUGGGCCUGUCCACCAUGGGGAAUCCUGACCUUCCCGGCAGUGGCCAGCCCUGUGGAGCUGUAUGGCUGGGAAGCAGUGUUUCGCUCGGUGCGCCAGCAUUACGUGGUGUAUCACGAGGGCCGGGAGGAUCUGCUGGAGGCCCUGGCUGCCGAGCCGUCCCUGGUGAAGGAGUUUGGGUCCAUCCGGGUCUAUGACGGGGAGGACUUUGUUGGCUUGGUUGGGGAGAUGGCGCCAUUCCUCCAGCGCCUGACUGUGAGGGCCUUCCAGAGGCAGCUGGUGAGCCAGGAGUACCUGUCCGAGCCACUGCCCAGGUGGGUCAUCGUCAAGGACAUGGUGGAGAAGGAGCUUCCUGACCCCCAUGUCAGCAUGGAGCUUCGAAAGGGCACCCCAGCUAUCAUCACCUUCCAGGGACCCCGCCGGCAGGUGGCCAAGGCGGAGAGCCGGUGCCAGCAGCUGCUCAGGGCGUUCCAGGUCCUGUCGGUGCUGGUCUCGCCUCUACAGGCGCGCUUCAUCCAGGAGCACCAGGAGGAUGUCUUCACCCCCAGCUUCUUCCUGGACCGGGGCAUUGCCGCCAUCCUAGAGCUCCCUGCCGGUGACUCAGGGACUGAGCUGGCCUGGGACUUUCCUGCUGGGCCGGUGCCCUCUGAGGGCAUCUCAGUGGCUGGGCUGGAGCAGGAGAAGCUGCAGCAUGCAGCGGAGCUGCUGCGGACCUUGGUGGGCUGCCGGAUGGUGCUGAUCGAGGAGGCUGUGCACUGGGCCACGCAGGGUCAGGAGUGGGCCGAGCUGCUGGCCGGGCUGGGCGCCUGGCAGGACGUGGCCCUGCACUGUGCCGUGAGCCAGGAGCAGCUGGUGGUGGUGGGCUUUCAGCCCUACAUGGCCCAGGCAGAGGCAGCCGUCCGGGAGUAUUUGCAGAGUAACUCACUGGCUGAGGAGCAACUGGAUGUCCCCUGGCCGGAGCUGGCAGAAGCCGGUGCAGAGCUGCUGCGCUUGAUGGACUGGGAGCAUCUCCAGGUCGCCAUCCAUCCAGCUGCACCCCAACCCUCGGGUGCUGUCCCUGAGGCUGCGGGGCCUCCUGCGCCACCUGCGGUUGGCCAGCAGGGCCAUCAAGGCUGAUCUGGACUCCCUGGUGCUGGGCACAGUGCCCAUCAGGGGCCAGGCCUUGGGCGAGUACCUCUGUGGGGAGGGGGCGACCCUCCUGCAGGACCUGGCCCAGCAGCUCUGCUGCAUGGUGAGCUGGCAAGGAGACCCCCCCUACAAACGGCCCAUCCAGCGCCCGUGGGCAGGUGAGAGCUGUGGGGGGCAGCCUGAGGGCGGGCAGGCCGCCCAGGGUUGCUGGGUUUGUCAGAGUCAGAGAUAUGGGAGCUGGUGCUACAAGAACUGGGAAAGGGGCUGUCUGGGCUGAGAGGACAGGAUGCCUGGGGUCCAUUUCAGGUAUGAGAGGGAAAUGGGGUCUAGUGUGUGGAGCAGGGGGGCUGGGAGCUAUGAUUCCUGGGUUCUCUGCUGGCUCUGGGAGAGGAGUGGGAGUGGGGUCUAGUGGUUAGAGUGGGAGCUGGGGCGGUGUGUGGGUUCUAUUCUCUGCUUUGCCCCUGACUUCCUGCCUCCCUCCCCCUCUUUGUGCCUCAGUUUCUGAGUCUGCGAACCUGGUGAGCGGCCAUCCCGCCCGACCAAGUGUCUGUGUUCCCAUGGCAAGGCAGGGCACCUGGGGAUUGGGGCAGAGGUUUGGGGGAGCAGCACUGCCAUGGGCUGCAUGGAGGAGCCAGUGCCCACUGUGCCUGCUUCACCUGGCUCUGUCCUUCUCCGCAGGGCAGAGCUCUACAGGCUCCCGAUGCCCCAAGGAAGCCCCAGAAGGUGCAGGCAGCUAAGAGCAACACAGGGACCUGGAGGGCUGGGUUGCACUCCCAGUCCAUAGCCCCCUGCUAACCUAGCCCUGGGCUCCCUCCAGCUCUGCCAGUACCUCUCACUCCUGACCCACUGCCCCUGCUAACUGAGCCCCACUGGUGCUGACCCACUUAUUCAGGACCCCUCUCUGCGUUCCCAGGGGCCCCCGAGGGGCUGGAGCUCCGCGUGGUGGGCCGAGAGCCUGAUGUGGGCCGAGUGAAGGCAGCCGUGGCCAGCUUCAUGGCCCAGUUCCACGACGAAAGCAUCUGCAACGCGGAGCUGGUGGCCGUUGGCACCCAGGCCCUGCGGGAGCUCGGCCAGGCCUCGCUACAGAUGCCUUGCCCCGCACUGGGAGCCCAUGGGCGAGAGCCUGGUGAGGCUGGUGGAGCUAGCAGAGGGCUCGGAGGAGUACCGGGAAGUGGCCGAGGGGUUUAAGCGGA